Messenger RNA from Anarrhichthys ocellatus (wolf-eel), 1008 nucleotides. RefSeq names its product metabotropic glutamate receptor 6-like. The record is from RefSeq and is a predicted model, not a curated record. Gene Ontology annotation, molecular function: G protein-coupled receptor activity. The annotation marks the transcript as partial. The transcript has 5 exons. NCBI's taxonomy places the organism in Eukaryota, Metazoa, Chordata, Actinopteri, Perciformes, Anarhichadidae. Gene Ontology annotation, cellular component: membrane. Gene Ontology annotation, biological process: G protein-coupled receptor signaling pathway.
AUCCCUCAGGUGAGCUAUGCGUCAACGGCUCCGGAGCUCAGCGAUAAUAACCGGUACGACUUCUUCUCCCGGGUGGUUCCUCCGGACUCGUACCAGGCUCAGGCCAUGCUGGACGUCGUCCGAGCUCUGGGUUGGAACUACGUGUCCACGUUGGCAUCGGAGGGGAACUACGGAGAGAGCGGAGUGGACGCCUUCAUGCAGAUCUCCAGAGAGGCUGGUGGGGUGUGUAUCGCUCAGUCGGUGAAGAUUCCUCGUGAGGCGACGGCCGGAGAGUUUGAUAAGAUCAUAAAACGUCUGAUGGAGACGAGUAACGCCAGAGGAGUGAUCAUCUUCGCCAACGAGGACGACAUAAAGCGUGUCCUUGAGGCGGCGAAGCACGCCAACCUGACUGGUCACUUCCUGUUUGUGGGGUCGGACAGCUGGGGAGCAAAAAGUUCACCAAUCACAGAGCUGGAGGACGUGGCUGAGGGAGCUGUGACCAUCCUGCCCAAACGGGCUUCUAUAGAUGGCUUCGAUCAGUACUUCAUGUCUCGUUCUCUGGAGAACAACCGCAGGAACAUUUGGUUUAAUGAGUUCUGGGAGGACGACUUUAGGUGUAAACUGACCCGGCCUGGAAUCAAACUGGACCCUGAGAGGAGGAAAUGUACAGGUGAGGAGAGGAUCGGUCAGGACUCAUCCUACGAGCAGGAGGGGAAGGUUCAGUUUGUGAUUGAUGCGGUUUACGCCGUCGCUUACGCUCUGCACAGCAUGCACCUGGAUCUGUGUCCCAGCAGCCCCGGAAUCUGCAGCGACAUGGACCCUGUGGAGGGACGGUUGCUGCUGGACUACAUCAGAGCCGUCAACUUCAACGGUAACAACACUCAGAGAGCUGCUAGAGAACCAGGUGUUGCUGUGUUUGGAGGGAGAGGAACUUCAUUUGCAUCACAGGGACGUUUGGGACAUGAGACUGAGGGUCACGUUCAAAGUUCUGGUCUCAAGGUCUAUGUCUGUAAACAAGGAAGGCGGUGA